AUGUAUCAAGUGGCAUUUACCGCUUCUGAGACCUUGCAAUGGAAGCUGGCACGAGUGAACCUGCAACCACAAACUGAAAAAGCAGUGAACUUAUUAAAUACUGCAACAAUUCCAGGAGACUGGGGCUGGCUCACAUAUCCUCCACAUGGGUGGCUUGGGGACUCAAUCAAUGAAAUGGAUGAAUUUUUUAGUCCUAUCCACCACAUAUCAAAGUCUGUAAUGUGAUGACCACCAAACCAGAAUAACUGGCUAAGGACAAACUGGAUUCAAAGAGAUGGUGCCCGAAGAGUGUAUGUAGAGAUAAAGUUUCCGUUACGAGAUUGCAACAGUAUGCCGGGUGUACUGGGCACCUGCAAAGAGACAUUCAACCUUUACUACCUGGAAAGUGAUCGGGACCUUGGUACCAUGUGCUCGGAAAGCCAGUAUUUAAAAAUUGAUACAAUUGCUGCAGAUGAAAGUUUCACGAGUGUGGAUCUUGGUGUGCGAAGGCAACUAAAUACUGAGAUUCGUGGUGUUGGACCACUUAAGCAAGACGAGGCUUCUACUUUGGCCUUCCAGGACAUUGGAGCUUGCAUUGCAAUAGUAUCUGUUCGUGUGUACUAUAAGAAGUGUCCUCAAUGUGAGAAUUUGGCAGCUUUUUCUGAGGCUGUUACAGGAGCAGAUUCUUCCUCUUUGGUGGAGGUCCGGGGAGAAUGUGUGGGACACUCAGAAGAAAGGGAUACUCCAAAAAUGUACUGCAGUGCAGAGGGGGAAUGGCUAGUACCUAUUGGGAAAUGUGUCUGCAGUGCUCGGCUUUGAUGAACGGGUGACUCAUGUGUAGCCUGUGAGAGGGGAUAUUACAAGUCAUCUCCUGGGGACCAGCUGUGCUCCAAGUGCCCCCCUUUCAGCCACUCUGAUACCUUAGCCUCCCAGGUGUGCCCCUGCGAUACAAACUACUACCGGGCAUCAACAGACCACCCCUCAUCACCUUGCUCACGCCCUCCAUCUUCUCCGAUGAACCUGAUCUCUAGUGUGAAUGGCACCUCUGUAACCUUGGAGUGGAACCCACCUCUGGAUACAGGUGGGCGCAGGGAUGUCGUGUACAAUAUCAUUUGCCGCCGCUGUGCAUGGGAUGCGGGUCAAUGUGAGCCAUGUGGGGGUGGGGUCCGUUACACCCCCCAACAGAUGAGCCUAGCAAAGACCUCUCUCACUGUGGGAAAUCUACAGGCCCACAUGAACUACACCUUCUGGGUGGAGGCGGUCAACGGGGUGUCUGACUUUAGCUUGGAGCCACGGAUGUUUUCCACAGUGAAUAUAACUACAAACCAGGCAGCCCCCUCACAGGUCAUACUAAUCCGCAAGGAGAAAACCAGCCAAAACACUGUCACCCUUCUGUGGCAGGAACCCGAGCAGCCAAAUGGCAUCAUUCUAGAGUAUGAGAUAAAGUACUUUGAGAAGGAUAAGGAGAUGCAAAGUUAUUCCACCCUCAAAGCCAAGGAAACCAGGGCUGUUAUAUCUGGUCUCAAGCCCUCGACGCGUUACAUGUUCCAGGUUAGAGCUCGCACCUCAGCUGGCUCUGGGAGGUUUAGCCAGACGUUUGAGGUGGAAACUGGCAAAGCAAUGGUUCUGCGAUACGACACAAUGACGAUUGUGUGGAUCUGUCUGGCCCUGAUCACUGGCCUCGUCACCCUUCUCACUGUCCUCAUAUGCAAGAAAAGACACUGUGGAUACAGCAAAGCGUUCCAGGACUCCGAUGAAGAGAAAAUGCAUUAUCAGAAUGGACAGAUUACCUUUGCCGAGUCUAAGUUCUAUGUUGAUCCACACACGUAUGAGGACCCGUGUCAGGCAGUACAUGAAUUUGCUCGAGAGAUUGAGGCUUCCAGAAUCAAGAUCGAAAAGAUCAUUGGCUCAGGAGAGUUUGGAGAAGUUUGCUACGGACGUCUGAAGCUGCCUGGGAAGCGCGAGAUUCCAGUCGCUAUUAAAACUUUAAAAGCUGGUUACAGUGAGAAGCAGAGGCGAGAUUUCUUGAGUGAAGCCAGUAUCAUGGCCCAGUUUGACCACCCAAAUGUCAUUCACUUGGAGGGUGUCGUCACAAGAGGCAAGCUAACAAUGAUUGUAGCAGAAUACAUGGAGAACGGUUCUUUGGACUCGUUUCUCAGGAGCCGUGAUGGGCAGUUUACUAUUAUCCAGCUGGUGGGCAUAUUACGGGGUAUAGGAUCAGGAAUGAAGUACCUCUCGGACUUGGGCUACGUCCACCGUGACCUGGCAGCCCGUAACAUUCUAGUCAAUUGUAAUCUGGUGUGCAAAGUCUCUGAUUUUGGCCUAUCACGGAUACUGGAGGAUGAUCCUGAUGCGGCCUACACAACAACGGGUGGCAAAAUUCCCAUCCGUUGGACAGCACCUGAAGCCAUCACAUACCGCAAAUUCUCUUCAGCAAGUGAUGUGUGGAGCUAUGGCAUUGUUAUGUGGGAGGUUCUUGCCUACGGAGAGAGGCCAUAUUGGAAUAUGAGCAAUAGAGAUGUGAUUAAUUCAGUAGAAGAAGGAUAUCGUCUUCCUUCCCCGAUGGGAUGUCCCACUGCACUGCACCAACUCAUGUUGGAUUGUUGGCAAAGAGACCGAAAUGAGCGUCCUCGAUUCUCGCUCAUUGUCAGCAUUUUGGAUAAACUCAUCAGGAAUCCAGAGAAUCUCAAAGCCAGUGCAACAGUGAAUCGCUUCACCGCACCCCCCGUUUGGACAGAGGGAAUUUUUGAUUUUGCCAGUUGUGCUACAGUUGACGACUGGCUGGACUCCAUUAAGAUGGGGUCUUACAAGGAAAACUUUGUUAUGGGUGGAUAUUCUUCUUUAGGAAUGGUGAUGCGAAUGAACAUAGAGUAAGUACAAAACCGACUUGGAAUCUCAUUGAUAGGACACCAGAAGAAGAUUCUAACCAGCAUCCAAAUUAGUGAGGCACAGUUGAUAAACACGCUAGGACCCAGAAUGCAUUAUGAUCAACAUCAUUCAAACUGUGACUUGAAGAAGACCUAUUCCAGAAUGAGGAAAACAUACAAAACAUAUGUCAACCGUUUAGAAUGUGAACAGAAAUGGAGGUGA
Molecule: messenger RNA, 3069 nt
Organism: Bombina bombina (fire-bellied toad)
Lineage: Eukaryota; Metazoa; Chordata; Amphibia; Anura; Bombinatoridae
Gene: EPHA8
Product: EPH receptor A8
Biological process (GO): protein phosphorylation; axon guidance; cell surface receptor protein tyrosine kinase signaling pathway
Cellular component (GO): neuron projection; plasma membrane
Molecular function (GO): protein binding; transmembrane-ephrin receptor activity; ATP binding
Source: RefSeq, a predicted model, not a curated record